AUGAAAAGCCUCAUCAUCGCAGCUACCCUCGUCGGUGCAAGCCUCGCGCAGACGCUGUCCAGCCUUCCACAAUGCGGUCAAAUGUGUUUCAACAACAUGCUCGCUCAAGCUCCCACGCUCGGCUGCCCCGAUGUCAAUGGUUCGCCUGAUGUCGUCUGUCUGUGCAAGAACGCCGACUUCAGCUAUGGACUCCACGACUGCUCCUCUGAGGCUUGCCCGGUUGGCACCGACAUCUCACCGAUUCUGACAUAUGGGGAAAAUUACUGCAAGUCUGCCGCUGCUUCCGCAUCCAGCGCCGGUAGCUCUGUUGGUGCUCUCUCUGGAACCUCUGCUUUGACUGUUGGUGGUGCCACAGCCACUGGCCCUAGCGGCGCCACUGCUACUGGCACCAGUGCUGCUGGUGGAAGUGCUUCUGGGUCUGGUGCUUCGGGCUCUGGCUCUGGUACCGGCUCUGGUGGCUCUGGUGGCUCUGGUGGCUCCUCCACGCCAGUUUCUACCGAGACGCUCUUUUCCACUAUUACUUCCGACGGCAGUACCAUCACUACCGCAGUUGGCACAUCCACCAUCUUUGGGGCAGCUGGUUCGGGCUCAGGUGGCAGUGGCGGCGCCUCGUCGACGCCUGUCUCGACCGAGACCCUGUUUUCGACUGGCACCGACAGUGCAGGCAGCACAUUCACGACGGUCGUGGGCACAUCUACCAUCUUUAGCGCAGUUUCAGGGGGUGGAGCCUCUGCUUCAAGCCAUGCGUCGUCGGUCGCCUCUGGCGCAAGCGCAUCGGCCUCGUCCAUCUCAGCCUCCCUUUCCUCCGAAAUCUCAUCGGCCUCCUCGGCUGCCUCGAGCGCUGCGUCGUCCGCUCAAGCUUCUGCAUCCUCACUUGCAAGCUCUGCGUCUUCACACCUGGCCAGCGCCACAAACUCUGCCGCUUCGGCUGCCUCGUCUGCUGCGUCCGGAGCAUCAUCGGCCGCUUCGUCGGGAGCAUCUAGUGCAACCGGUGCAGCCAUGCCCGUGGCAACAGUGGGCGUCAAUGGUCUGGCCGGUCUCGCAGGUCUUGCCGCUAUCAUGAUGCUGUGA
Molecule: messenger RNA, 1071 nt
Organism: Fonsecaea erecta
Lineage: Eukaryota; Fungi; Ascomycota; Eurotiomycetes; Chaetothyriales; Herpotrichiellaceae
Exons: 4
Coding region: 1-1071 (356 amino acids)
Source: RefSeq, a predicted model, not a curated record